AAAGAGACCACGUUUUGUUAUACACCAACCUACCUUCCUGUCUCAAAAACAAUAAACAAUGAAAGAGACCACGUUUUGUUAUACAACAACCUACCAACCUUCCUGUCUCAAGAGUGAAGACGCACGUUUAGGACUUAAUAAUGCACUUUCCACUAUUACUUUAUAUUCGUAAUUAAGAAUUUUAUAUAUUCAUCCUCCUUCUAUAAAGUACUCUGUUUCGUGUUGUGUUUCACUGUAGCACAGAAGCAGAAAACACAAUGGCGACUUCUCUGCAAUUUCUAAACCCUACACUCUUCAAAUCCUUAGCUCCCUCAAACAAAACCUCCUCAUCUCUCUCGCCAUCUCCUUUAUUUCGACUCAAUUCCACCUCCACAGCUUUCAAUUUCAGACCACUUACUUCCUCCUCCUCCUCUUCAUCGGCAGCGAUCAUCACACGCGCCGCCGCAUCUUCCUCUGGAUCAGGCGAGUCACUAACAAGAGAGACAUUUCACGGCCUCUGCUUCGUCUUGAAAGACAACAUCGACACAGAUCAGAUCAUCCCCGCGGAGUACACCACCCUCAUCCCUUCGGUUCCAGAAGACCGCGAGAAGCUCGGCUCUUUCGCGCUUUGCGGCUUACCAGAGUUCUACAACGAUCGUUUCGUAGUGCCAGGAGAGAUGAAGUCAAAGUACUCAGUCAUCAUCGGCGGGGAUAAUUUCGGCUGCGGAUCAUCCCGUGAACACGCUCCGGUCUGCCUCGGUGCGGCGGGAGCUAAAGCCGUGGUGGCGGAAUCUUACGCUAGGAUCUUCUUCAGGAACAGUGUAGCUACAGGUGAGAUCUACCCGUUGGAAUCGGAGGUUAGGAUUUGCGACGAGUGUAAAACAGGGGAUGUUGUUACCGUAGAGCACAAGGAAGACGGUAGUAGUUUGCUGAUCAACCAUACGACCAGGAAAGAAUACAAACUGAAACCACUCGGUGACGCAGGUCCCGUGAUCGACGAAGGAGGAAUCUUCGCUUAUUCCAGAAAAGCCGGCAUGAUUCCUGCUGCGUCCUCUGCUUGAAUGAAUAAUAUUUAAAAAUUCGGAUCCGCUAUUUCUUGCUAUUCGGUUUGGUUUUCAUUGGUUCGAUAACCGGCACUAACCAAAUAAAUUAUAGAGAACCAAUCUCGAAACCCAGAAUAAUUCCUUUUCUUCCACAGUUUGGCUUUGUCUGCCACGUGGAAACAGCGCAUGAAGUUACUAGACCCUUCGUUUUCUUUUUCUGUUUUUUUUCCUUUCACUUAAUGUUUCAGUUUCUUUAGAUACAUUUGCAUGUCCUCUCGAACUCAAAGUUUAAGGUUUAUUCAAUUAUUCUUCUGCUGUUCUGC
Molecule: messenger RNA, 1345 nt
Organism: Capsella rubella
Lineage: Eukaryota; Viridiplantae; Streptophyta; Magnoliopsida; Brassicales; Brassicaceae
Product: 3-isopropylmalate dehydratase small subunit 2
Exons: 1
Coding region: 258-1040 (260 amino acids)
Source: RefSeq, a predicted model, not a curated record